This is a messenger RNA of Perca flavescens (yellow perch), 3027 nucleotides long. Its product is annotated as up-regulator of cell proliferation-like. Gene Ontology annotation, molecular function: GTP binding. The record is from RefSeq and is a predicted model, not a curated record. NCBI's taxonomy places the organism in Eukaryota, Metazoa, Chordata, Actinopteri, Perciformes, Percidae. The annotation marks the transcript as partial. The transcript is spliced from 2 exons.
GAAGAUGAUGAUGAUGACCUUGACACUUUAGAUGACCCUGCAGAGGAUAGUAAGGUCAACCCUCUCGACCUCAUAGUAGCACUCUUCCUUUGUGCUGACAGCUUCUUGCAACAGGAACUGGCCCUCAAGAUGUCAAUGUGCCAGUUUUCUGUCCCACUGCUGUUGCCCCAUGCCAAUAACAGUCAGAGUACCAUGAUGCUUUGGGCUCUGAGAGACAUCGUCAAAGAGUGGCGUCCACAUGAUUUGUCUGAAUCAAGAGGGUUUGUUGAAGACAACAUUAUCCAAGCAGAUAUUCCAUUCUACUCCUUUGUGAGGCUGAAAAACUGCAGUUUAUCCAAGUCACAGUGUUUGAAUCAUGUUCUCAGCUGUGGCCAACAGAAUCAAAAUAUGUUCAUAAACAGAGAUAUGAAAGGAGGAGCCCUUAAAAGAAAGAUUUCAAAUGGUUUAGUAGAGGUGGGCUGGUACCUUCCCAGUGGUACUGAAAGCCUUGACAUAUUUCCAAAACCAGUUGCCUUCGCCAAUUUGCGUGGAGACAUUUGUGAGUCACUCGCACAGUUCACUUUUCUUUUUCAAGUGUCAACUGCUACCUUUGUAUUCCUGGACAAAGUUGAAGAAGAGGAGCACAAGAUUCUGACUUCUCUUCAAGAUGUGAAACUGUUCAUUGUUGUUAACUGCAUGGAGGGAAAUGCCAAAAAGGACAUGAUGUCUGUCAAUAACACACUGAAAAAAUUAGACUUACCAAAGACCAGUGUGAAAAUCAAAGUCCCAAGGGUAAAUGUUGCAGAGUUUUCAGAGAAACUUUGUGCAGCCAUCAAGAAAUCCCUCAAAGAUGUAAAAACCCCAAAAAGCAUUGCAAAUAUGCUUGACAAAGCUGUUGAACUUGGUCUGUCUGUGGAUGAACGGACAAGUGACGACCAAAGGAAGGCAGCUGAGGAGAUUGUGAAAGAAAUCGGAGUGGGACCUAUACCAGACUACAAGAAAGAACAACUUCCUUUGCAAGGAGAUAACUGGAAAAGGUUAUCACAGUUAGAGAAGGAGGAAUGUAGGUUAAAAAAAGCUGGAGAUCUAGGACAGGAAGAAUAUAAAUCUCAGCUACUGGCAGAAAAAGAUCAAAUUAAGGAGGAGCUUAGCAAACACAAACUAUCCAAAGCUAUACAAUGUUUUAUCAAAACCUUAUCAACAAGUGACAAAGCGAAAAGAGAGUUUUUCCUGAAGUGGAUGAAUCUUAAGCUGAAUGCACAUUUGCAGGCUGCCAUUCAACUACCUUUACUGCGUCACAAGUUGACAGAGCAGAGCAACAAAGAGGAGAAAAACAUGAAAGAGAUUGCACAGUUGGAUCAGGCUUUGCUAGAUAGCUCUUUAGGACUAGAGCAUUACAUGAGAGAGAUGGGGCUGAUCUAUGAGUUUUCAUUGCAGUCACGAGACACUGCUGAUAAAAUAUUUCGUCUCCCUGGUGUGGCAGCUGAAAUGCUGUUGGAUGGAUAUCCUUUAGAGCUCUUAGAUGGAGAUGCUUCUAACAUCCCAGAGAGAUGGGUGACAGAUGUGCUAAUGGAGCUUCACAGGAAGGUUGGAGAGAAGAGCAGACUGUUGGUACUGACGGUGUUGGGUGUUCAAAGUAGUGGGAAGUCAACACUCCUCAACACCAUGUUUGGUGUGCAGUUUCCUGUCAGCAGUGGCAGAUGCACAAGAGGAGCUUAUAUGCUCUUCCUCAGAGUAAGUGAGGAUAUGCAAUGUCAGCUGAACUGUGACUUUAUAGUUCUCAUUGACACAGAAGGUCUUAAAUCUCCUCAUUUGGCACAACUAGAGGACAGCUAUGAACAUGACAACCAGCUGGCAACCUUUGUCAUUGGCUUAAGUGAUGUCACCAUUAUCAAUGUCUCAAUGGAGAACUCAACAGAAAUGAAAGAUGUCCUGCAAAUUGCAACACAUGCUUUCUUGAGAAUGAAGGAAAUUGGUAAAAAGCCAGUUUGUCAUUUUGUGCACCAGAAUGUUGGUGGAGUCUCCGCUCACGCAAAGACCAAGGCUGACAGAAAACAUUUCUUGGACCAGCUCAAUGAAAUGACUCAAAUUGCAGCCGAAAUGGAAAAGCAGCCCGCUAUAAAAGCUUUCACAGAUGUUCUGGACUAUGACAUGGAAAAAAAAAACUGGAACAUCCCAGGACUCUGGCAUGGGACCCCACCGAUGGCCCCAGUAAACACAGGUUACAGUGAAGCUGUAGCAGAUUUAAAGAAAAAUCUUUUGGAGACAGGGAAAGGAGACAAAAGCGAUGAAGUCCCACAAAUCCCAGAGUUUCUAGAAUGGAUGAGAAGUCUCUGGAAAGCAGUCAAAUAUGAGAACUUCAUCUUCAGUUUCAGAAACACUCUUGCGGCUCAUGCAUACGACAAUGUCUGCAAAGAGUUCAAUCACUGGGAAUGGGAGUUUAGAAAAGAGAUUCUCUCCUGGCAGACAUCAGCAGAGUGGGAUAUCUUAUAUGACAGCCUCAUUAAAUCAUUGGGUGAAUUAAAGGAACAGCUGCAGGAGGAAUUCUCAAACUCUGAAGACAUCACUGAGACUCUGAACAAACUUCCAAUCAAACCACAAGAUGAGCUUUUCAAGCGGAUGUUUGGCUGUGGACAACAAUGUCCAUUUUGUAAAGUUCCUUGUGAGGCUGGAGGCAAAGAACACGAGAAACAUCAUGCAGCUGUUCAUCGACCAAAAGGUCUCGGUAGGUACACUUUUGUGAAAACUGAGAAGCUGGUUGAAACACUGUGUACAACAGAUGUGCACAGUGACCGUAAAUUCAGAAACACAGAAACUAACUGGGAGUACCAUCCUUUUAAGGACUACAUGGACUACUAUCCAGACUGGCUCAUUCCUCCUGACUCCACCAUUAAGGCAUCUUACUACUGGAAGUAUGUCCUGGUUCAAUACAAUGAAAGAUUUGCUCAAGAAUACAAAGCCAAACCAGCUGAUGUUCCAGAGGCCUGGAGGAGAAUCACAAAGGAACAAGCACUGAAGGGAUUAAAAGAUGCCUUCAAUAUAAAGUGA